This is a messenger RNA of Pangasianodon hypophthalmus (striped catfish), 5374 nucleotides long. Its product is annotated as metabotropic glutamate receptor 4. The transcript has 11 exons. Gene Ontology annotation, cellular component: membrane. NCBI's taxonomy places the organism in Eukaryota, Metazoa, Chordata, Actinopteri, Siluriformes, Pangasiidae. Gene Ontology annotation, molecular function: adenylate cyclase inhibiting G protein-coupled glutamate receptor activity. Gene Ontology annotation, biological process: G protein-coupled glutamate receptor signaling pathway; regulation of synaptic transmission, glutamatergic. The record is from RefSeq and is a predicted model, not a curated record. The coding region runs from base 833 to 3583 and encodes 916 amino acids.
CAGUUUUUCGGUUUAGCCGCGUGCUCAGAGUAACUUUUUCAUUUGGCGUGUGGUGUGUGCGUAUUCACCGCUGGAGUGUGUGUGUGUGUGUGUUGGGGGGCGCUGAAUGCAGCGAAACACCGCGUUACUCCUUUACUGUGUGUCUGUGUGUGUGCGCGUGCAUUAACGCUCCAGCUGCUUAACAUUAGUCAUCCUCACGAGCUCGAACUGCACGCGACUCGGAUCAGCGCGCCUCAGCGUCGGUUCGGUCGCGAGCGCAUGCAGACGGAGUGGAAGAAGAGGAGAAAGACAGGGACUGAGAGACAGAGAGACACAAGGAGAAAGACAGUCUUACACGGCUGUCUCAGCACCUCUGGGUUUGGACAGCGCAACAGCUUUUCUUUUAAUUGCCGACAGAAAAGAUUUCCGUCUUUUUUUUUUCUACUUGCAAAAAUAACCCGCUCUGUGGACGGAGUUCGGUUCGGGGGAAGUCGACGAUUGGGCAGGAAAGCAACAAAUAUCAACAGAUACCCGGGUUAAGUUGUGAACUGAAAGCACAGAAGCCACGGACGGAAGUCACUCCAGAGGACAAAGCUCUAUCUCUGGCCUAAAGGGAGACAUUGAAAAACCUGACCUGAAGGAGAUGAAUAUUUAUGGACUAUGAACAAUGGAGUAAGAGACAGCGCCUUCUAGUAAAGCCAAAUGUAUUUUUCACUUUAUUGCAUCUACCUUGAUAUAUUGAUCCAGCAAUGAGCUUUAAAAUGCUUUUACACCCUUGAAAGGUGCCUCCAUUGCUCACCUUCUUAACCAAGUAAAAAAACUCAGAAAGGUAGACAAGAGCUCGGCUGUUGCAAUGUCUCCGCCCUUAUUAAAUGGAGUCAGAUGGACCAGUUGUUAUGGCUUAUGUUCACUGCUUGUUCUUCUUAGUCUCUUUCUGACCACUUUGGUGGCAAAACCUAAAGGCCCAGGCCAUACACAUCUAAACUCCAUUCGUAUCGAUGGAGACAUCUCCCUGGGAGGCCUGUUCCCAGUGCAUGCAAGGGGCCAUGGUGGAAAGCCCUGUGGAGAACUGAAAAAGGAGAAGGGAAUUCAUCGUCUGGAGGCAAUGCUUUUUGCUCUGGACCGCAUCAACAAUGACCAUGACUUGCUUCCCAACAUCACAUUGGGGGCCCGAAUUCUGGACACUUGUUCCCGAGAUACACACGCUCUGGAGCAGUCACUAACUUUUGUCCAGGCACUUAUAGAGAAGGAUGGGAUGGAUGUGAAGUGUGCUGAUGGUGGAUCUCCCAUCAUCACAAAGCCAGAGAGAGUUGUGGGUGUCAUUGGUGCUUCUUCUAGCUCAGUGUCCAUCAUGGUGGCUAAUAUCCUGCGUUUGUUUAAGAUUCCCCAGGUGAGCUAUGCAUCUACAGCCCCAGAGCUGAGUGACAACACACGCUAUGACUUCUUCUCUCGAGUUGUUCCUCCAGACAAUUACCAGGCCCAGGCUAUAGUGGACAUAGUGCGCCACAUGGGCUGGAACUAUGUGGCCACUGUUGCCUCAGAAGGAAAUUAUGGAGAAAGUGGAGUGGAUGCCUUUAUCCAGAAGACCCGUGAUGAUGGAAAUGUGUGUAUAUCACAGACAGUUAAAAUCCCUCGUGAACCAAAGCCAGGAGAGUUCGACAAGAUUAUCCACACCCUUGGAGAAAAUUCCAAUGCCAGGGUGGUCAUAAUUUUUGCAAAUGAAGAUGAUAUAAGGCGACUCCUGCAGGCAGCAAAGAAAGCCAACCAAACAGGACAUUUUAUUUGGGUGGGAUCAGACAGCUGGGGCUCUAAGAUCUCUCCUGUGCUACACCAAGAGGAAAUGGCGGAGGGAGCUAUCACCAUCCUACCCAAACGCCAGGCUAUCAAAGGGUUUGAUAAUUAUUUCAUCGGGCGAACGUUGGAAAACAACAGGAGGAAUGUCUGGUUUGCUGAAUUCUGGGAGAAUAAUUUUAACUGCAAACUCAACCGCAAUGCCUUGAAGAAAGGAACUGGCAUUAAGAAAUGCACAAAUCAAGAGAGGAUUGGGAAAGAUUCAGCUUAUGAGCAGGAGGGUAAAGUGAUGUUUGUGAUCAAUGCUGUGUAUGCCAUGGCCCAUGCCCUCCAUAACAUGCACAGAGACCUGUGUCCUGGAAAGGUGGGACUUUGCUCCAAAAUGGACCCUAUCGAUGGAAGCCUCCUUCUUAAGUACAUCCGCAAAGUCAAUGUCACAGUCACAGCUGGCAAUCCAGUGCAGUUCAAUGAGAAUGGAGAUGCCCCAGGUCGUUACGAUAUCUUCCAGUACCAGAUAAAUAACAAAACCGCUGAGUACAAAAUCAUUGGCACCUGGAUUGACAAGCUCAACCUUAACAUCUCCAUGAUGCAGUGGCCGGGCGGUGUGCGGCAGGUGCCCUACUCCAACUGCAGCCAACCCUGCAAGCCAGGCUGGCGGAAAAAGAUUGUGAAAGGCAUUCGCUGCUGUUGGCACUGUGAGCGUUGUGAAGGCUACCAGUACCAAGCCGACCCAUUCACUUGCAAGAUGUGUCGCUUUGACCUUCGACCCAACAAGAACCACACAGGCUGCCAGCCCAUCCCUAUAAUCAAGCUGGAAUGGAGCUCACCCUGGGUGGUCAUACCUGUUUUUCUUGCUAUCCUGGGCAUCAUGGCUACACUAUUUGUGGUGGUCACAUUCAUACGCUACAAUGAUACACCAAUUGUUAAGGCAUCAGGACGGGAGCUCAGCUAUGUCUUGCUGACAGGCAUUUUCCUUUGCUAUGCUACCACUUUCCUGAUGAUUGCCACUCCUGAUGUUGGGAUUUGUUCAUUCAGACGCAUUUUCCUUGGACUUGGAAUGAGUAUAAGUUAUGCUGCAUUGCUUACUAAGACCAACCGCAUUUACCGUAUUUUUGAGCAAGGGAAGAUGUCAGUGAGUGCCCCACGGUUCAUUAGCCCAGCCUCCCAGUUGGUUAUCACUUUCAUCUUGAUCUCACUCCAACUCUUGGGGGUGUGUAUCUGGUUUGUGGUAGAUCCUCCCCAGGCUUUUGUGGACUAUGAAGACCAACGCAUGUCAAACCCAGAGAUGGCACGAGGUGUGCUUAAGUGUGAUAUCUCAGACUUGUCACUCAUCUGCCUGCUGGGAUACAGCAUGCUGCUGAUGGUCACAUGCACAGUCUAUGCCAUUAAGACACGUGGGGUGCCUGAGACCUUCAACGAGGCAAAGCCUAUUGGCUUUACCAUGUAUACCACCUGCAUCAUCUGGCUUGCAUUUAUCCCCAUCUUCUUUGGCACGUCGCAAUCAAUGGAAAAGAUGUACAUCCAGACAACUACUCUUACCAUCUCAGUCAGCCUGAGUGCUUCUGUGUCUCUGGGAUUGCUCUACAUGCCCAAAGUCUACGUGGUGCUCCUCCACCCUGAGCAGAAUGUGGCUAAGCGCAGCACUCGUAGCCUGAAGGCUGUAGUCACUGCCGCCACAAUGUCCAACAAAUUCAACCCCAAGGCCAACCUCAGACCCAAUGGAGAGGCCAAGACUGAGCUGUGUGAGAACCUGGAAACUCAAGGACUUAGCCCCAGACAAACAUACAUCAGCUACAGUAACCACGCAAUGUAACAGAAUGCAGAUCGCAACUGACAACCAUCACAUCAUGAUGACAGGAAGUCAGGCCAUCACAGUUGACUACUCUCAUGGUUUUCAUAUGGACAAGUGAUAUGGAAGAGAACUUGGGCAGUAUACAGAUAUAUUCUAGUGAAGGCCAGAUAAAGAUCCUAAGGGGACAUCUUGAGUCAGGACAUGACUCAUAACUUUAUCUACUUAUUCCAAAGGAUCUACCUAACAGUCAUCCCAAAGGAUCUGCCCAAUAGAAAAGCACAAGAAGCAAGUCUAAGUCACUGCUAUGGACCUCAGUGAACAGAUGAGUUUCAGUGCAAACAAAGCAAGAAACCUCCAGGAAAAGGACUUAAAAAUUGUUAUGAACAGUGGUGCAUGUGUUAACCAGAGAAUGUAAAAGUAAACAUGUAUGCAAUGCUUCUCUGUUCUAAUUGGUAUUUGAACAACUACAUGUCUGUUUGCUUAUUCAGAAUAGACAAUGAUUUGACCUGAUGGAUUCACAAUGCUCUGAAAUCCUGUAUGGACAGUAUAUUGUGUUGAAGAAAUCAGCCACUCCAAACACCCUUUGCUGAGUGUUCUUCAAGUCUGCAUCUUCAUUUCCAACAACCAGUUCUAGCUUGGUCAGACACUUUUUUUCUUUAAAAAAUGCUAGAUUAAAAUGUUCUCUCCACUUCCUCUUGGCGAGGUCAGGUUCAAGGGGAAAAAGGUUGACUUACAUAGAUUUGGAUUGUAUUGGAUCUGAGUCACAGCUGUCACCAGAACAGAAGAUAGGCUGAGCCUUAUGGUAAAUUUAUUUCAUUAAAUCUCAGUAAUGUGGUUGAAAAUAAAUAAAAUAACAAUUAUAUAAAUUUUGCAACACUUUGGGAUUUGUGCCUAUUUGCAAAAAACAGUAUCCUGUAAUGUCCUGCCAAAUAUAUGUCCAUGCAGACAUACACCCUCAGUUGCUAGGUUAUUAGGUGUAUCUACUGCAGUCAUUUCAUCAGUUAAACCUAGCCAUACAAUUCCUGACUUUAGCAAAGCCUCCAGCCACUAUAGAGUUUCUAGGCUAAUCAUCCUCUGUGACAGUUUCUGACCAUGGGACAUCUGUUUGCUGAAUAUUCCCUCAGUGACAGUGAGGUGUUUAAAAACCCUAGCAACACUGCUGCACCUGAUACACUCACACCAUGUCAUCAACCAAAUAAUGUCAUCCUCUGUGGUCCUCUGGUGGUUACUUAUCCAUUGAUGGACAGAGUAGAGUGAUAAAUUGUGUAUACGAACAGAGGCUACAGUCAACAACUGUAUAACUAAAAAGUGCAACUAUAUGGUAGAUGUUCCAGAAUAAAAUGGCCACUGACUGUAGCUACAGAGUAGUUGUGUGCAAUAAACUGGCAACCGAGUGUAUCAUGUUUCAUGUGUGGACCUACAAUAUCAGUAAAUAUAUUUUUAUAGGUAUCCCAGAAUUGCAGUGAUGCAGUUUCCUGUGGAGAAAACUUUGGAUCCAAGGGCCAAUUGGUAAUCCCUAAAUGAGGACUAAAGUCCUAAAACGCAAAGUGAUAAUUCAAAGUGUGAUCAAUCAUGCUUUUUCUAGAUUAUAAUUUCUUUGCUACGAUUUUUUAAAUGUCUUUACCCAUUGAAAACAGUGAUCAUUAAAAUGUUCUGAAUAAUAAUCCUAAGCAUAGGACUACAAACAUUCUUAAAAUGAUUGACAAAAUUUUUAAAUAUAUUACUAUACUGUGAUCUAAUCUUUGUGUGUGUGUGCACUAAUGUAUUGAAACAUUUGAUUGUUUAAUUGCAACUAUGUAUAAUUGUGCAUAA